Messenger RNA from Sardina pilchardus (European sardine), 2143 nucleotides. RefSeq names its product C-X-C chemokine receptor type 2-like. The transcript has 2 exons. Gene Ontology annotation, biological process: positive regulation of cytosolic calcium ion concentration; calcium-mediated signaling; neutrophil chemotaxis. The coding region runs from base 49 to 1173 and encodes 374 amino acids. Gene Ontology annotation, molecular function: C-C chemokine receptor activity; C-C chemokine binding. Lineage: Eukaryota; Metazoa; Chordata; Actinopteri; Clupeiformes; Clupeidae. The record is from RefSeq and is a predicted model, not a curated record. Gene Ontology annotation, cellular component: membrane; external side of plasma membrane.
GCAGCUCUCCCUCAGUGUGGGCUACUGUACUGUUUGCUGCUGGAAGAGAUGGCAGGCAGUUUGGUGCUGGACUUUGAUGAGCUAUACGAGGAGCUCAACCUCUCGGAUCACAGCAACAUCAGCCUCGACGGGCUGGACAAGGACACCUUCAGCUGCCGCCCGGAACCCCUCCCUGCCCUCGUCGACGUCUUCAUCUGUGUUUUCUACCUGCUGGUGUUCGCCGUCGCCGUGCCCGGUAACCUGGUGGUGUGCUUGGUGGUGGGCUCCAGCAAGCAGCGUCGCCUGUCGCCGUCCGACCUGUACCUGUUCCACCUGGCCGUGGCCGACCUCCUGCUGGCCCUCAGCCUCCCGCUCUGGGCCUCGUCCAUGCUCCGCGGGUGGCUGUUCGGGACGGUGGCCUGCAAGGUGACCGGCAUGCUCCUGGAGGUCAACUUCUACACCAGCAUCCUGUUCCUGGUGUGCAUCAGCGUCGACCGCUACCUGGCGGUGGCGCGGGCGGGCGAGGCCAAGGGCGGCGGCUGGCGGGGGCCCGACGGCCGGCCGUGGAACUUCGCCGUGUGCGUCGGCGUGUGGUCGCUCGGCGGCCUGCUCUCGCUGCCCACGGCGCUCCACAACGAGGUCUUCGUGCCGGGCGGGGGCGGCGCCGCGGGGAAGGAGAUCUGCGGCGAGCACUUCGAUACGGGCAGCGCGGCCGAGUGGCGCUUGACCACGCGCAUCCUGCGCCACCUGCUGGGCUUCCUGCUGCCGCUGCUGACCAUGCUGGCGUGCUACGGUGCCACCGCCCUCCGGCUCCGCCGUACCCGCGGGCUGCAGAGGUUCCGCGCCAUGCGGGUCAUCGCCGCCGUGGUGGCCGCCUUCCUGCUCUGCUGGUGCCCGCAGCACCUGGUGGUGGUCGCCGACACGCUGAUGCGGGCGCGGCUGCUGGAGUUCGACUGCGUCCGGCGGCAGGCCGCCGACCGGGCGGUCAUCUUCACCCAGAUGCUGGCCUUCCUGCACUGCUGCAUCAACCCCGUGCUCUACGCCUUCGUCGGGGUCAAGUUCCGCAGGAACCUCCAGCGCCUGGUCCAGAAGAGGAGUCGGAAGAGGGCAGCGAAGGACAAGCCUGGGAUGACCCGUCUAUUCAGCAGGUCUAGCUCCAACAUGUCCCAAGAUGGCAGCCUCACACUCAUGUGAUGGGCAGGGGAAAACAUCAGCGGCCACACUCUUCAUAUACAGCUCAUAUAGCACUUACCAGAGGUGGAAAAGACAAGCUUCAGAGUAAAAGUCCUACCACAUAAUAUGUGCCAACCAUUCUGAUUCUAAUUAGUGCAACUCUUCAGCCAGGUAGAGCAGCUAAUUAGUAAGAUCACCUGUGUUAAGUGCACAGGUAGAACCAAUACAUGGUUGGAUUUUUACUUUCUGAAGCUGGACUUUUCCACCUGUGGCACUUACUGCAAAUAUUUUUGAAUGAUAUUGCGUACAAUUUGUAGUAGUUUUUCCUUUGUGCAUCUUGUCAAGUCAUAUGUUGUUUUGUCAUAAGAUGUUUUAUUUUGAAAUAUACCAGCUGUGUGUCAAAGUGUCAAAGGUCAUGGUGAUGUCUUGAAGGAUCUUUCUUAGAAUGGAAAGAAACAACAUCUCAGUCCAUGAUCCUGUGCUUAAGGUGGGAUUUUUCCGCCAUCUAGUGGUUCAAUUUAUUUUGUGGCUUAUUUUGGUGUACUAACCCACCUUUCUUAACUGUAAGCAUAUUCUACAAGCUUGCUGAUAGCAAAAAAUAAGCAAACAGUUGAACGAGGUUCUGCUAGUGUUUGUGAAUGUACUUAUAGUCUUGUUGCCAAAGUAGCCUGGAACAUUUAGAACUUUUGCUGCAAUAGGAAAGUUGAUUUCCUCAUAAAACUCAUAUAACCAACCAUUACACAAGUGUUUAUUUCCUGAGUUUGUGAGAAAGGGAAGCCCUGCAGCAGGAAGUGGUUUCUCCAUAUUCGUGAUUUUGACAUGUUCUUGACUCAUAAUCAAAUCACUCUUAGAAAAAAAAUCCUUUCAAAUAAAGACCUGAGAGACAAUAUAACCUUGACUCACUCCAACUUCCCACAAAGGGUUCAAGUACUUCCAAAUAGAAAUAACUUCACAGUGUAUCAGAUCAGGGCAGCUGGGAAAGUCUGGAAUC